Molecule: messenger RNA, 1519 nt
Organism: Galeopterus variegatus (Sunda flying lemur)
Lineage: Eukaryota; Metazoa; Chordata; Mammalia; Dermoptera; Cynocephalidae
Gene: MOB3A
Product: MOB kinase activator 3A
Exons: 7
Coding region: 80-1519 (479 amino acids)
Biological process (GO): signal transduction; positive regulation of protein phosphorylation
Cellular component (GO): cytoplasm; nucleus
Molecular function (GO): protein kinase activator activity
Source: RefSeq, a predicted model, not a curated record
UGAGGCGGCAGAUCUCAGGUAGCACCUCAGGGCUCAGCGAGCGUUCUGUGUCCUGCCCGGGACAGCGGGCGUGGCCGAGAUGUCCAACCCCUUCCUGAAGCAGGUCUUCAACAAGGACAAGACCUUCCGCCCCAAGCGCAAGUUCGAGCCAGGCACGCAGCGCUUCGAGCUGCACAAGAAGGCGCAGGCGUCGCUGAACGCGGGGCUGGACCUGCGCCUGGCCGUGCAGCUGCCCCCGGGCGAGGACCUGCACGACUGGGUGGCCGUGCACGUGGUGGACUUCUUCAACCGCGUCAACCUCAUCUACGGCACCAUCAGCGACGGCUGCACCGAGCAGUCCUGCCCCAUCAUGUCGGGGGGUCCCAAGUACGAGUACCGCUGGCAGGACGAGCACAAGUUCCGCAAGCCCACGGCGCUGUCGGCCCCCCGCUACAUGGACCUGCUCAUGGACUGGAUCGAGGUGCAGAUCAACGAUGAAGGCGUCUUCCCCACCAACGUCGGCACACCAUUCCCCAAGAACUUCCUGCAGACGGUGAGGAAGAUCCUGUCGCGCCUGUUCCGCGUGUUCGUGCACGUCUACAUCCACCACUUUGACCGCAUCGCGCAGCUGGGCUCCGAGGCCCACGUGAACACCUGCUACAAGCACUUCUAUUACUUUGUCCGGGAGUUCGGCCUCAUCGACACCAAGGAGCUGGAGCCACUGGAUGGCUUUAAGCAGAAGACAGACAGUCACAGGGGCUGGCGGGACGUGGACAAAGUGCAGCCCUCCCUCUCGGCUGGCGGGAAUGUAAACGGUGCCAUCGCUAUGGAAAACGGCCCGACAGUUCUUCAAAAAAUUAAACACAGAAUCACCAUGCACUCCAGCACGUCCACUUCUAGGUAUAUGCUCAGGAGACGUGACGGGAGCGACUCAAGCGAUGUGUGCACGCGCAUGUGCACAGCAGCGUCACCCCUGAUGGCCAAGAGGUGGAAGCAGCCAGGGUCCACCCACGGCGGAAUGGGUGCCCCCGGCCUGGCCCCGCUGCACCCUGGAGUGUCACCACUCAGCCAUGGCCCCCUCUGGGGAGGCAACGAGGGGCAGAGGGGCUGUGCGCUCGAGACAGUGCGCAGGCGCGCGGCCGCCGUGGGCACCCGGAGGCGGCGCCGCGGGGACCUCACUCCAGGAGAAACCUACAGCCCGGGAGCCCGGGAUGAGAGGCCACCCCCGCCCCCUGGACACAUCUCCCUGUCCUCAGCCUGUGGCAUUCCGGAGUCCUGGCCAGGACGCCCAGUCAGUCUGGAGUCCAAGUUCCUCCUGAAGCUCUCUUCCAGGACUGAGGAAGGGUCCUUCACAGCUCUCAGUCCCCAGUCCUCCUCUGGUCCCUGCCAGCAACGGGGCAAACGCUUGCGGAUCUCCCUGGGGGAGGUGGCUGCUGCCUGGGCAGGGGUGGACCAGCUAGGGCAGGAAGAGGAUGACGGUGGCCGGUCCCCCAGCACUAGGAGGGAGCGGCUGGGCCCCGAAGCGUGUUGGGGUUCGUGA